AUGGAUCAGAAAACAGCCCUGCAGAGGUUCCAACACGGAGCCUUCCUCAUCAUUGCGGGAGUACCCCCAAAGACAGAGUUUGGAAUUGAUUGUAGUAAGUUUGUUGUGGCAGAAAAGUUUCGAGGGGUGAAGAUGAUUCCUCCAGGACCACAUUUUGUGUACUGCGCCUCUGUGGGGCCCUUUGGUGAUGCUGCUCCUCGUGUAGGAUUCAUCCACUACUUCAGGGAGAGGGAGAUUGUCAUAAGAGAAUGGGAUCCGGAGACGGAGGAACUCAGAGUCCGUACGAAGGGCGAUCCGGAAGUAGAGAAGCAAUUUAUUCAGGAGAACAUUCUUCAAUUUGAUGAACUUCUGGCGCCCUAUGAUUACGAUAGCCUGUCCAAGUGGCAAAAUCUCACCACAUAUAUCACACAGGAGACUGUGGAGAGCCUCUCACCAGCAUGUGGAGUGAUCAGGACAUGUGCGGAUCUACUAUCUUGUUCAGACGAUGAUAGACCCAGAGGAGGAGGCACUUGUGGACAAGCAGCUAGCCCCAAAAGCACAAAGAUUAAUCUGCUUUUCGAUGAAGACCACCUCCUGCCACAAUUGAAACCAAUUCCUGGAACUGUGCCCAAUUUCACGGAGCUUCCUCCGCGCUUCAUGAAGGAAGCAACUCCAUCUGAGAUCACAAACAGCUUUAUGGACUCAAUUGUGGCGCUAGACAAGCUGAUUGAAUGCUUCUCCAGUCAAACGACGCUUCUGUCUGAAGUGCAGUUUGCCUUUGCCCUCUUUGUUGCCGGAUGCUCAACAGACGGAUUGGCUCAUUGGCGGAAGAUUUUGGCUAUUGCAUCGAAUACGGAAAAAGGCGUGCAAAAGUACAGAAAUUUCUACAGACGAUUCCUUCUGUGUGUACAAUAUCAAUUACCUCAUUUGCCGCUGGAAGUGAUGCAACCAUCGCCAGAGAAUUCAGUGUAUCAGGAUGUUCGAAAGCUCGUCGCCAAUUGCAUACUCGGAAAUAUUCAAGGGGAUGUGGAGAAUUUCAAAAACUACCUGAGCGAAACGAUGCUGUGGACUUUCGAGGAUGUAUUUGAGGACGAUCCUGAAGACCUGCCUGUUGUUGUAGAGUGUCCCUAAUUUUCUGUAAUUCCGCGAGAGAUGGAGCAAAAAUAAAGCUUUUCAUUGUAAAAAAAAAA
This is a messenger RNA of Phlebotomus argentipes, 1169 nucleotides long. RefSeq names its product protein AAR2 homolog. The record is from RefSeq and is a predicted model, not a curated record. Lineage: Eukaryota; Metazoa; Arthropoda; Insecta; Diptera; Psychodidae. The coding region runs from base 1 to 1110 and encodes 369 amino acids. Gene Ontology annotation, biological process: spliceosomal tri-snRNP complex assembly. The transcript has a single exon.